This is a messenger RNA of Linum trigynum, 958 nucleotides long. NCBI's taxonomy places the organism in Eukaryota, Viridiplantae, Streptophyta, Magnoliopsida, Malpighiales, Linaceae. The record is from the annotation of a GenBank genome assembly.
CUCACCUUUAGAACAUUCGGGAGAGCGUUCCAUGUAAACAAUUUCCUUCAGAUCGUCGUUUAAGAACGCGUUCUAGAUAUCAAGUUGACGAAGAGGCCAAUUAUGCGUAGCAGCCACAACAAGAACAGUACGAACAGUCUGCAUACGAACAAUCAGGGCAAAUGUCUCAUUAUAAUCAAUGACAAAUUCUUAACUGGAACCUUUGGCGACAACUCGAGCUUUACACUGCUCGAGGGAGCCGUCGGGAUGAAGCUUAACAAUAUAGACCCAACGAGAACCGACAAUAGGAACUAUGGGCGGGGAACUAAGUCCCACCUAUGAUCACUUCCAAUUCAGCAGUCUCAACAUCCAUAGCAUCAUCCCAAAUGGGAUCCUCUUUAGCUUGACGAUAACUAUGCGGAACAUAGAUAGGUGCAACAACAUAAGUUACGUAGUUGUCCAAGAGAUAGGAAGGAGGUUGUCCCAAAUUGGUCUCUUAAAUGGCCGCAGAGGAGGAGGAGGAGGAGGUGCGGCCACUGCGGCUGGCGGUGAAGGCGGUGGGUCAAGAUCAGCGAGAGGAGUCGGUCCAGCUCGGGGAAUAGGAUCGUCAUCAGCAUCAUCGUUGAGCAAAGGAGGGAAAGCCUGCGAGAAGUCACAGGAAGCACGACCAGCAGAGGAAUCCGAAGCAUAAUACAGGAGAUGCUAGAAAAAAGAUAACAUCCCGAGAUAUACGUUGACGACAUUGAGUCGGAUCAUAACAUAAAGAAGUCAUUGUGACGGUCACUAUAGCCGAUGAAGACUCAUUUUGCUAUUUUAGAGCUCAAUUUAUGUCAUUCUCGAUGAGCUAACAGAACAAAACAUAUACAGCCAAGCACACGGAGUUGUGAGUAGUCAGGCUGUUUUCCGUAUAAGGCAUAAUAUGGUGAUUGAUUUUGGAGAACUGGUGUAAUUUGACGGUUAAUAAGAUGGACAACAGUGU